AUGGCCGACCGGAGACGCGUAAACGGACCAGUAGGCCCAACGGCGCCUCCUGUAUACAAUACCGCCGCACACAAGCCUAUCGCGAAGGAGAAGGCAGACAACUCCAUUCGAAAGAUCUUUCUCAAGACAGGAGUGACCCCUUCCGCAUCCGGCUCUGCGUACCUCGAGCUUGAAGACCCCAAGGCGAACAGUCCUAGCAGUACGAGCUUGAAACUCACCUGUACUGUCCACGGCCCCCGAGCUCUACCGCGAUCUGCGCCAUUCUCACCGCACAUCAUCCUCUCGACCCAUGUCAAAUACGCACCCUUCGCGACGAAACAGAGACGAGGCUACCUGCGCGAUUCGAGCGAGAGGGACCUCGGCGUACAUCUGGAGACGGCAUUACGGGGAGCCAUCAUCGCCGACCGGUGGCCCAAGAGCGGAGUCGAUAUCAUUGUCACCAUCAUAGAAGGAGACCAGGAUCGCAACGCCCCAGAGAACAAGAGCGACGAGGGCUGGGACAUGAUGAACGUCCUGAGUGGUUGUAUCACUGUUGCUUCGGCGGCCAUUGCGGAUGCGGGCAUCGACUGUGUUGAUACUGUUGCUGGAGGCGUGGCGGCGCUGGUGGCUAGACAACCAAACAGCCCGCCUGCCAUCGUCUUGGACCCGGCGGUCUCGGAGUAUCACAAGGUGUUUGCAGCUUGUUGUGUUGCCUACCUGCCCACGCGGGAUGAGAUCACGAAUAUCUGGUUCAAGGGUCAACUACCCGGCGCGGACAGUAUGCUCUACAACAGAAUGGUUGAGAGAAGCUUGGUUGCUUGUCGCAAUGCCAACCGUGUUGUCAUCACGGCCCUGAACGAGACGGUUCGACCAGGCAAAGAGUCAGCCUGA
Messenger RNA from Anthostomella pinea, 870 nucleotides. The record is from the annotation of a GenBank genome assembly. Lineage: Eukaryota; Fungi; Ascomycota; Sordariomycetes; Xylariales; Xylariaceae.